CUUUUGAACACGUGCACAAUGUCUGAAAAUAAUUUACAGAAGGAACAAGUCGAAGAGCCGUUGCUUCAGGACAAUCCCAACAGAUUUGUCUUGUUUCCACUAAAGUUCCCUGACAUAUGGAAAUUCUACAAGAAAUCUGUGGCAUCCUUUUGGACGGUCGAAGAAGUGGACCUGGGAAAUGACUUAGUCGAUUGGGAAAAACUGAACUCUCAAGAAAAACAGUUCAUUUCACAUGUUCUGGCGUUCUUCGCAGCCAGUGAUGGCAUAGUUGGAGAGAACUUGGUCGAAAGGUUCUAUCGGGAGAUACAAGUUCCCGAGGCAAGAUGUUUCUACGGAUUUCAAAUCGCCAUGGAAAACAUUCACUCCGAAAUGUACUGUCUGUUAAUUGACACUUACAUCAGGGACCCAGGAGAGAAGGAGAAGGUUUUCAAUGCUAUUGAAACUUUCCCCUGUGUUAAAAAAAAGGCACAGUGGGCAUUUAAAUGGAUGGAUAAAAGUUCUACAGCUACUUUUGGUGAAAGAGUUGUUGCGUUUGCGGCUGUCGAGGGGAUAUUCUUCUCUGGUGCGUUUGCAUCAAUUUUUUGGAUCAAGAAAAGAGGCCUAAUGCCUGGUCUGACAUUUUCUAAUGAGUUGAUUUCCAGGGACGAAGGCCUUCACUGUGAUUUUGCAUGCCUGAUUUUUUCGCAUUUAAGGCAGAGGCCAAGCGGAGAACGGGUUAGCGAGAUUGUAUGUGAUGCGGUUGCCAUAGAGAAAGAAUUCUGGAUAGGGGCCUUACCGUGUCGUUUGUUGGGUAUCAAUUGCCACUCCAUGGCAGAGUACAUUGAGUUUGUUGCCGACAGGCUGUUGGUGGCAUUGGGACUUGAAAAGUAUUAUAAAACGAAAAAUCCUUUCCCAUUUAUGGAAAACAUUUCUUUGGAAGGCAAAGCUAAUUUUUAUGAGCGGAAAGUUUCAGAGUAUCAAAAAAGUGGAGUCAUGAAUGAGAGAUGGGAAAAUUUUGUAUUCACCCUUGAUGCUGAUUUUUAGUAAGCAGGUGUUUAUAUAAUGUGAACACUAGCCCUAUCUCAAAUUCACUCAUGAAAACCCGUCAUGUUAUAGCGUGUUUUCAAAUGAUGUCAGGAGCAGGAAUUGCGUCGUGGUGAGAACGCUUGCCUGCCAUCAAAGUAGCCUGGCAGGUUUUAUUUCAACCCUGUGUCAUGUGUGGUUUGAGUUUGUUGUUGGUUCUCCCCUUGCUCUGAGAGUUUUUCUCCAGGUUCUCCAGUUUUCCUCCCUCGACAAAAACCAACCUGACCAAUUUCCAAUUCAACCUGAAUAGACCUGCAUGAAAACCAGCUAAGGGCUGAUGUGACUUCCUCUCUAAGUAUUGUAAUUUAUAUAUUAUUUAUUGAUGUCAAAGCAGUCACAUUGGUGUCAUAAAACAAUGGAACCUGAGUCCUGCACAUUGGUGUAGCAAACCAAUCCUGUGAGAGUUGAGCUCUUUUCUUGUGUAAACACUUUCUUUUAUUUCAAUAAAUUUUCACAGCCUCUGGCCACAUGAGUGUGUAAUAAGGUCUCUCUCUAUAACUUUUAUAAGGGCAGAUUCACCAAUUUAAAAAGCUAGUUUGUGAGAUAAAGAAGUGCCCUUCUUCUCUUUUCCUUUCCCUUUCCUACCUUAAUUCUUUUCCCGUGAAGUUACUGUGUGCAGGCUAAAGAGAAAAAAAAAAAAAUCAUUGAUUGCAUUAACUGGGAGGAUAAAAAUCAAAUGCAGCAAUCCAAAGUAGAAAAAAAAAAAAAA
Messenger RNA from Orbicella faveolata, 1771 nucleotides. RefSeq names its product ribonucleoside-diphosphate reductase subunit M2-like. Gene Ontology annotation, biological process: deoxyribonucleotide biosynthetic process. Gene Ontology annotation, molecular function: ribonucleoside-diphosphate reductase activity, thioredoxin disulfide as acceptor. Lineage: Eukaryota; Metazoa; Cnidaria; Anthozoa; Scleractinia; Merulinidae. Gene Ontology annotation, cellular component: cytosol. The record is from RefSeq and is a predicted model, not a curated record.